AUGACUACGCAACUGCGCAGCCUGAUCUUGCUUCUAGUGGCUUCUCUCUCGCUGGCGAGCGCACAAUUCAAUUUCUUUGAUCAGAUGUUUGGGCAUCCCCAACAGCAGCAGCAGCAACAGCAACAACAAAGAGGACCUGGACCUUCUGAUAAUUCCCAAUGGAUGGCCCAUUCAGAAGCCCUAUCGUGCUCCCAAUACCUCUGCCCAAGUACCCUGGCAUGUGUCAAGAGACCGUCUGAUUGCCCAUGUCCCAAUGCAGAGGAUAUCAAGUGCACCGUCCCAGACGCAGUAGAUGCAGACGCAGCAACGGUUGUUUGCGUGAGGGGAGUGGAGGAGUGUACACCAGUCGAACGACUGACGCGUUCAUAUUCAACAUGA
Molecule: messenger RNA, 378 nt
Organism: Suillus clintonianus
Lineage: Eukaryota; Fungi; Basidiomycota; Agaricomycetes; Boletales; Suillaceae
Exons: 2
Coding region: 1-378 (125 amino acids)
Source: RefSeq, a predicted model, not a curated record